Vitis riparia (riverbank grape) is the source of this 3383-nucleotide messenger RNA. RefSeq lists its product as uncharacterized. NCBI's taxonomy places the organism in Eukaryota, Viridiplantae, Streptophyta, Magnoliopsida, Vitales, Vitaceae. The transcript is spliced from 6 exons. The record is from RefSeq and is a predicted model, not a curated record. Bases 227 to 3211 code for a protein of 994 amino acids.
UCUCUCUCCAUCUAGUCUCUUCGGAAUCGAAACACGUAAAUCAAUCAAAAUUAAAUAAAGUCAUUUCAAGUCCGUCAGCGUCGGUGCGAAGAAGGGAAGAAAAGCCACUUCCGCUCCCCCACUCCGUCGCUCGAUCCUGUCCGAUUCUCCGGCCUCAUUGCCACCGGAAUGUAAGAUUCCGGCUACCUCUAUCCGGCCACACCGCUGCUCACCGCCAGUUGCUGAAAUGAGCGGGAUUCACAACAGCAAAACUCGGGGUUUUGAGAAACCAUUUCCGGGAUGCUUGGGAAGAAUGGUUAACCUCUUUGAUUUGAAUGCAGGCAUGCCUGGAAACAGGAUGCUUACUGACAGACCCCAUCAGGAUGGUUCUCCACUUUCAAGAAGUCGAUCUGAUGUGGCAAGGGUAUCAAGUCCCACUGGAGAUCAGGUAGAGGAUAAACCGAUGGUGUCUGAGUUAAGCAGAAUUUCAAACAGGAAGUCAAAUGGGACACCCAUGAAGAUGCUCAUAGCCCAAGAAAUGUCAAAAGAAGUGGACUUGAAGCAUAACCCGCCCGGUGUGGUUGCCAAGUUGAUGGGUCUUGAUGCCCUCCCAGGCCGGCAGCCUGAUCUAUCUCCACAAAGAAGCCAUUCAAAUGGUUAUUCACGAAAUAUUUCCACUCAUUCAGGGAUACCAUUGGGAUGUUGGCAGCAAGAACAUGGCUUCUUUGACAAGCAAAUGCAAAAUGAUGGUCAUUGUUGUCAGGACCAGAAUGACUAUAAAGAUGUUUAUGAAAUCUGGCAGCAGUCUCAGAAAACCAAUUACAUAAGAGAUAAAUCGCCACAGAAGGGAAGACAAGGUGAUAAUGCAAAUGAGAAAAAGAUGGCUCUUGUUCGCCAAAAGUUCAUUGAAGCAAAACGUCUGGCCACAGAUGAAAAACUUCGCCAGUCUAAAGAAUUUCAAGAUGCAUUGGAAGUUUUAAGUUCCAACAAAGAUUUGUUCCUGAAAUUUCUGCAAGAACCAAAUUCCCUGUUUACUCAGCAUCUAUAUGAAUUGCAGUCUAUUCCUGCACCUCCUGACACUAAGCGUAUCACUGUCCUUAAGCCUUCAAAGGUGAUGGACAAUAACAAAUUUGCUGCAUCUGGAAAGAAGAUUGAAAAACAGAUAAGGAAACCAGUCCAGACAGGUCAAGCAAAUUGUUGGGAAAAAAAUAAUCCUGGAUAUUGCCCUCCUUUUUCCAAUCAGAAAGCUGAUGAAUAUCCUCCUCAACCAACUCGAAUAGUUGUACUGAAGCCUAGCCCUAGUAAGGCUCAUGAAAUCAAGGUUGUUGUUUCUCCACCUUCCUCAUCUCCAAGAGUACUGUGUGAUGAAGAUUUCCAUGGGGAACCAGAUGAUGAUGAGGCACGUGAAUCAAGAGAAGUGGCAAAGGAGAUCACAAGGCAGAUGCGUGAAAAUCUGAGUGGUCACAGGAGGGAUGAAACUUUGCUUUCUUCUGUGUUUUCCAAUGGUUAUAUUGGUGAUGAAAGUUCAUUUACUAAAUCAGAAAAUGAGUUUGCUGUAGGAAACCUUAGUGAUUCAGAAGUCAUGUCACCAACUUCGAGGCAUUCUUGGGAUUAUAUUAAUAGGUUUGGGAGCCCGUAUUCUUCCUCCUCCUUCAGCCGAGCAUCAUAUUCUCCAGAGUCAUCAGUUUGCAGAGAAGCCAAGAAGCGUCUUUCUGAAAGAUGGGCCAUGAUGGCAUCAAAUGGUAGUUGUCAGGAACAGAAACACGUUCGGAGAAGCUCUAGUACAUUGGGUGAGAUGCUUGCUCUUUCUGAUAUAAAGAGAUCAGUAAGACUCGAGGAAGUGGAUAUUAGUAAAGAACAAGAUCCACGGGGAUCAACUUCAUGUGUGACUAGUAAUUUGGUUAAGGAUGAAGAGGCAGAUAAUUCUCCUAGAAAUCUUCUGAGGUCAAAAUCUGUCCCUGUGUCAUCCACAGUUUAUGGUGCCCGACUCAAUGUUGAAGUUUCGCAUCCAGAGGUUGGCAAAACACAUGUUCCUAAGGAGCUGACGAAGGCAAAGAGCACAAAAUCAUCAUUCAAAGGGAAAGUUUCAAGUUUAUUUUUCUCUAGGAGUAAAAAAUCAAGUAAAGAAAAAUCUGGUGUAUCUCUAUGUAGAGAUGAAUCUCCAUCUGCCACUGCUGAAACUCUUCCAGUACAUAUGACUGCUGGAAAAGUUUGUGAUGAUGUGUCUCAGUGUGCUAAUGACAGUGGCACUGAAGAGGGCAUAUCUCAUGGUCUACGCAGAUCAUCAAGCAAACCCUCUUCCCCAGAUUUAAUUGGAAUGGUACCAACGCAAUCCAUAAUUUCUAAUGAGGCUGGAUUGUCUGUGGCAAAGCCUGUCACACCCGGAAACUCAAGUGAGAGUCAGGACCAGCCAAGUCCAAUUUCAGUCUUAGAACCACCUUUUGAAGAGGACGACAACACAAAUCUAGAGUUCGCUGGCAAUAUCAAGACAGACCAACAGGGUACUCAGGUUCUUGUUCAUCCUCUUAAAUCAAACUUGAUUGACAAAUCACCCCGUAUAGAGUCAAUUGCUCGGACUCUAUCAUGGGAUGAUUCUUGCACAGAGACUGCUACACCAUACCCAUUGAAACCCUCCUUGGCUUCCUCAAGAGCUGAGGAAGACGAACAGGAUUGGCUUUUCUUUGUUCAAACACUAUUAUCAGCAGCAGGCUUUGACGACAAUGUGCAAACCGACACAUUUUUUUCCAGAUGGCAUUCACCCGAAACCCCAUUGGACCCAGCAUUGAGAGACAAAUAUGCAGAGCUGAAUGACAAGGACAUCCUCCAUGAGGCUAAGAGAAGACAACGGAGAUCAAAUCGGAAGCUAGUUUACGACUGUGUAAAUGCAGCACUUGUGGACAUCACAGAUUAUGGGCCGGACUGUACGCAAAGGGCCAGGAGGUGUAGUGGGGCCUACAACACAGGGGUAGAGGGUGGAUCAUCCUCACCCAUCCUAGUGGAGCGGGUGUGGGCCAGGAUGAAGGAAUGGUUUUCUGGUGAGGUGAGGUGUGUUUGGGGUGAGGGUGGGGACAACGACCUGGUGGUAGAGAGGGUGGUGAGGAAGGAGGUGGUAGGGAAAGGUUGGGUUGAGCACAUGAGACUGCAAGUAGAUAAUAUAGGGAAGGAACUAGAAGGGAUGUUGCUUGAAGAGCUUGUGGAAGAGGCUGUGGUUGAGUUGACAGGUAGAGUGUGACGAGGCAUUUCCUUUUUAUUAUUAUUAUUUUUUUUCUUCAAAUCUCCAAACCAACCCACCACCCCCCUCCCCUGUUUUUUAUUUGUAACUCUAUUAUUUGUGUAUCCUGAUUUUCAGCACUCUUAUUUGUUUAAUGCUGCAAAUUAUUGGAAUGCGUAUUUCUUUGAUGUUU